AUGCGCCCGGCGCUUCUGCGACUGUUGAAGAGGCCGUCCGCCGUCUCGAUCCUUGACACACUCACAGCAACACCGAUCGGAAUUGAGCAAUUGGAGUCCAGGUACAGGUGUCUACGAUGCCAUUCACGAAGCACCAAUCCAGAAUCACUCGAGGAACCCGACAAUAGCCCGACGCAGCACUAUCUUGAGGAUUCAUGCCGAGGGAAACGGCCAUUCAGCUUUCCCAUCUACGACAUUGAGGCCUCGAAUGAACCAUAUACCCUUGCGUCCACGCCUCUCGUGGACAGUCAAACGCAUAGAAAUACGACACAAUGCCCUACAAAACUUCUAUCUCUCCGACCGGAUAAACUUGAAUUCGAAUCGGACGUGGGACACCUCAACAACAUUGGAACGCGAUUAGUGGAUAAUCCGGAGCAUCGAAACAAUUUUGGUCUGUGGGAAGAGCUUCUUCGAUAUCGUCAGCGUCACUAUGGAGACAAUGGCACGUUAGACAUAUGGGAAGGGUUGAGAGUCCGAGUGAAUGGUGUGCGGCUCCCAGUUGCAGGAGAGCAAGCAGACUUCUUUUGGCAGAGCUUUGUGGACAUGGGGCUGAGGCGAGAGAUUUUUCUUAAAGAGGUUGUUGACUAUGCUGUCACUAUACGAGAACAAGAAGGCUGCGGAUGGCCACAGCUUUAUGAGCGCGUGGUGGGUGGACUUCUUGACCAAGGCUUGACGAAACGUGCGAUCCAAUGGCACAAGAAGCUUCAAGAUUCUCAUUUAGCCAGCUCAGAUGAUGUGCUGAAAAUCCUUCCAUCAGCGAUCCGUUCUUCGUCUCUUCCGGCUGGCACGGAAUUUGCGACUCUAGCUGAUCUCGAGCGGUCGCCCUUGUCGCCGGGGUUGCUGGCUUUCCAAGCCAUAUGCUCCACGACCACCGACCAUAAAUUUUAUGGCCCUGUCAUUGCCAUGCUCAUGCAGCAACGCCAUGGAGAGGCGGCGAUCUCAAUGCAUCAUUUCCUUGCUCGACGCCAGGACCACCCACAGACCCCUGAUGAGAUACAGCCAUUACUGGAAUAUGUUGAGAAAUUCGGGCUACGGAAAGAAUUCAAUCGACUCCGUGGCUACGUCAAAAAGCGAUUUGAUACCGAAGCUUCAAUUGAUCAACCUAGCCCAAUAGACACAGCCCUAAAACCCGAGGGAAAAGGGUCGCAUGAAGAAAAGCCCUUUAAGGAUGACAUUGGUGCGAAGCUGUUUGCUACUCGUGCUCUCAAUUUUGAUAUGAUCGUUGGUGGUCUGAAAAUGCUCGGUGUAUCAGAGAUCGGCCAUCGGACGUUGCGCGAAUUAGCCACGAGAGCCCACGGCAACCAAGAUCUUCUGGACAAGCUCAAAAUACUCAAGCAGUCUGGCAUUUCUAUAGGAAGCACUGUCUUCUCGCGCUUAAUUCAAAAACUUGCAGUCCAGAACCGCGACAUUCUUCUCUCGGACAUCCUCCGCAGCGAUCAGCAUCCCGACAAUCUCGAAGACAAGCGUAUGCAGGAGUCAUUGUUAGUAUCCUACUACAUGGCCCGGGAUUGGCGAUUGUAUAAUAUGACUCUAGCGGUGUUGACGGAACUAUACCCGGGGGCACCAGACCUCCAUGACAUCCACUUUCGAAAGCAUAUCGCAGCCUGGGAAUUGAGCGCGGCGUCCAAGGUCGCCGAUGAGCUAGCCCUUCGUGGUAGGACUUUGGGCGAGGACAGCGUGGAUUUCAUGGCUGAGCAGAUUCUCACACCUCGGCGAAUGAACCAUCGCCCGCCGCCGGGUCAACGCCUGUCUGCUGUCGACGAAGUGAUCUUCAUCUUCAAGAUUCUGAAGCGUGUUGUUCCCGCGGGAGGAUAUGUCAGUGCUGCAUUUUGGGUCGAGAUGCUCAAGCGUCUAGGCAUGGCAGAUGCAUGGGCAGACUGGGACAAACUCCGAGACUGCUGUCUGUGGCUCGUCCGCCAAUACGCCGAAAGCCCUAAGCAGAAGCCUUGGGUAACCAUUUCGUCCUCGGAACUAUCCCCUGAUCCCACCAAGCAGGCCAACGGUCGCGAUCGGCGGAUGCUCGAUCUGGUCUUUAACCCCCAAAUGCAAGCCGCUAUCGUCUCCUGGGGCUUCAUGUUCCGAGUAUUGGACACCACCGCAUCGAAAUUUGCCAUUGCCCCACCUGACUCCCAAAUGGACGAAAAGCUCAUUCCAUGGGUACGGGGGCUUAUUCUACUUCGAGAGCUGGAACAAUCUGGUCUUCGUCUUGACAAGCGAUUGAUCUCACAGGCAGUCCGCCACCGGCUGGCGAUGCUGUACAGCCACCAUGUUCUGUCAGCGCGGCGCAUGAACCGCAUGCUACGGCGGCGGAACCCAUACUCUCUACAGCAGGUGUUGAACGAUGUGUUCCAGGCCUGGGGCGAUCGAUCUCUCUUUGAUGGGAUGGAACAGAACUUGGAGCAGCUGGUGAAUCCGCCACGAGCGAGCAGAACAAAACGACGCGCCCCGGGCAUACGUCUGUCGCUUAAAGGACUAUGA
Molecule: messenger RNA, 2517 nt
Organism: Penicillium digitatum Pd1
Lineage: Eukaryota; Fungi; Ascomycota; Eurotiomycetes; Eurotiales; Aspergillaceae
Source: RefSeq, a predicted model, not a curated record